Molecule: messenger RNA, 827 nt
Organism: Gadus chalcogrammus (walleye pollock)
Lineage: Eukaryota; Metazoa; Chordata; Actinopteri; Gadiformes; Gadidae
Product: TLC domain-containing protein 5-like
Exons: 2
Coding region: 1-759 (252 amino acids)
Cellular component (GO): membrane
Source: RefSeq, a predicted model, not a curated record
AUGCUGCUGACUCUACAAGUGUUCUGCAGUCUGAUUGGCUGGCUGGCCCUCUACCUGGUGUUCUCUCUCAGCCAACGGGGGCCGGAGUGGAACUGUCGCCUGGUGACGUUGACCCACGGGGUCUUCAUCGUGCUAUUAACCGCUUACGUUGUCUUCAUAGACGGACCCUGGCCCUUCACACAUGCAGGUACCGAGAACACUGUCCUCCAGACCCAGGCACUGGCCAUUUGCCUGGGCUACUUCUUCUUCGACAUGGGCUGGUGCCUAUGCUACGGGUCAGAGGGUCCCGUCAUGCUGGCCCACCACGCUGCCAGCAUCAGCGGGAUCCUGCUGGCGCUGACCAUGGGCAAGUCUGGCUGUGAGACAUGCGCGGCCAUCUUCGGUAGCGAACUCACCAAUCCACUGCUGCAGAGCCGCUGGUUCCUGCGCAAGUUGGGGCGCUACGACAGUCUCCUGGGAGACGCGGUGGACGUGCUCUUCAUCGUAUUGUUCGCCACCGUGCGAGUCGGAGUGGGCUCGGUGCUGUUCUACCACGAGAUGGCGUCGCCCAGGCCCGCGCUGGUCACCAAGGUUGGUGGGGUGGUCAUGUACGUGCUGGCCUGGCUCUUCAUGUGGGACAUCGGCAAAUUUGCUUUGAAAAAGAGUCGCGGCAAGUAUAAACGAUGGGCAGAUAGCCAGAGGACAGAUGAAGGCAAGAUGGACGGUUGUUGCUCUCACAAGGGACAAAAGCGCUUGUUGGGCAAAAUUGUGGAAAGUUAAGCUUUAAAUAUAUAUCUUGAGCAUGACUUUUGUUAUUUGAACAGAUAUGUGAAUGUAACAACACACAA